AUGAGGGUAGCCUCAUUUCCCAUGCGGAUCCUCGUGCUUUUGUCAUCUCUGCCCUUGGUGACCUCUAGCAACAGCUCAUGCAGCUACGAGCCUGCAAAGGAAGAUCAUGUGGGGCAAGUAUGGUUUGAAAUUUUCGGCAAUGGCAGUUUCAUUCACUCGCAAGGUGAUCCGGACAUGAAUGAAGUCAACUUCUUGCAGAUGGGUGUGGCCUCAUUUGCGCAACCUGGCAACAAUCCCUUCAUCCUCGCACGCACACUCGCGCGGGGAACUUGCGUGCUCCCUCCCCACUCGCCUCUCAUUUCAUCCACCCACAGACGCCACGCCCCAGAUGCUUCAAGCAUCAUCUUCAUCGUCAGGUCACGCUAA
This is a messenger RNA of Symbiodinium natans, 366 nucleotides long. The record is from the annotation of a GenBank genome assembly. NCBI's taxonomy places the organism in Eukaryota, Dinophyceae, Suessiales, Symbiodiniaceae.